AUCUUGAUGAGGACAGACUCGAACCGUUUUGUACCUGCCCUUGUCGUCACCUUCGUCUUCCCUUCGUCUUCCCUUCCGCACUAAGUUUGCUGCUUUCUUCUGCAACCUCUCAUUCUCUCCUCUAUAGAGAGAGAGAGAUGGCGGAUGGGGGAGGAACGAUCUCGGAGGUGUAUCAGGCGUCGAGGAGGAGGCUGCUUAGGGCGAGGGGGGACGUGGAGAGGGUGGAGAGGGCCGGCGGGGAUGUCACGUCGUCGGAGUUCGUAUCGUCUCUCCGGCGGGAGCUGGCGGAGAUCGGAUCCAUGUGCGGACAGAUGGACCGACUCUGGCGCUCCGUCGCUGCCAAGCCCCAGAGGGAUCUCUGGAAGAGGAAAGUCGAGCAGGUAGCUGAAGAAGUGGACUCUUUGAAGGAUAGUUUGGAGAAAUAUGUGCUACGACAUCAAAAGAGAAUGUUGGAAGCUAAAGAACGAGCAGAGUUGCUUGAAAGAGCUAAUGGAGACUCUGCCCAUGUUAUGCGGGUUUUUGAUGAAGAAGCUCAGGCAAUGCAGUCAGUUCGUAACUCCUCUAAUAUGAUCGAGGAAGCUUAUGCCACUGGAGUUGCCAUCCUCUCAAAAUAUGCUGAACAGCGAGACCGUUUAAAGAGAGCACAAAGGAAAGCAUUGGACAUACUGAACACUGUUGGCCUUUCAAACACUGUUCUGAAGCUCAUUGAGAAACGACACCGAACAGACAAACGGAUAGCAUAUGGAGGCAUGGUUGCAACAGUGAUUAUAGUGUUCAUGUUCUAUUGGUGGCUGAGGCACUGACAGCUAUAUAGUUUAUGCAUCAGCGAUUCUGUUGUUUCACAAGGAAAAUUCAUGCUAGCACAAGAGAAAAUUCUGUUGCAAUUAAUAUAUGUAUAUCUGUUUCUUAUCAA
Molecule: messenger RNA, 913 nt
Organism: Nymphaea colorata (pocket water lily)
Lineage: Eukaryota; Viridiplantae; Streptophyta; Magnoliopsida; Nymphaeales; Nymphaeaceae
Product: membrin-11-like
Exons: 4
Coding region: 138-803 (221 amino acids)
Biological process (GO): vesicle fusion; vesicle-mediated transport
Cellular component (GO): late endosome membrane; ER to Golgi transport vesicle membrane; endoplasmic reticulum membrane
Molecular function (GO): SNAP receptor activity; SNARE binding
Source: RefSeq, a predicted model, not a curated record